Molecule: messenger RNA, 336 nt
Organism: Caenorhabditis remanei
Lineage: Eukaryota; Metazoa; Nematoda; Chromadorea; Rhabditida; Rhabditidae
Exons: 3
Coding region: 1-336 (111 amino acids)
Source: RefSeq, a predicted model, not a curated record
AUGAAUCACAACAACGACGACAACAAAGAAAAUGUUGCACCAAAAGAAGACUAUGUACCUCUGGAACCAGAAAACGUGCAAAUGCUGCAGGUAAACGGAGAACACAGGAAUAUUGUUAUGGAGACUUUGCCACGAAUUGAGCAACUUCGUGAGGAAUUGCGCGUAGUGUCCACGUGGCUCCAGAAUGUUCUGAAUGGGCGCAUUCAACUCAUUGAUGAGGAGGCCAAUCGCCGUGGGGAGCAGCUAAAUCAGCUCGAAAAUGAGCUGACGGAGUUGGUGAAUCGUCUGGUGCAAGCAUACAACUACAGAGAGCAGAUUAUUCGUAUUUUCCAAUGA